Exophiala oligosperma is the source of this 1452-nucleotide messenger RNA. RefSeq lists its product as uncharacterized. The coding region runs from base 333 to 1085 and encodes 250 amino acids. The transcript has 3 exons. NCBI's taxonomy places the organism in Eukaryota, Fungi, Ascomycota, Eurotiomycetes, Chaetothyriales, Herpotrichiellaceae. Gene Ontology annotation, molecular function: GTP binding; GTPase activity. The record is from RefSeq and is a predicted model, not a curated record.
AAACCAUCUCACCCAUCAAACCACCUCACACCAUUGCAUCGCAACAACCGACAAACCACACGACUUGCGUUGAUGAUCAUCGAACACCAUAUUUGAGGUCCAUCAUCCACAACAUCCCCUUUCCUACAGACCUCCGACUACGUCCUCGAACCAAUCCGCAUCCGAUCCCUCCAUCCUACCCUUGUCGGCACUCGGACCCAUUUCUGGCAUAACACAUUGGAAAAAGCAGAGGUUGAAACUGUUGGCAGCUGAACAGUGCAUAUCGAGAAACUAUCCAUCACAAAAGACUCCCUCAUAGUUGAAAAUCAGUGCAACUCUCAACACAUUACUCAAUGGCCGACACUUCAUCCGCACCCAAGCCUAGUAGCAGCGUCAAGCUUGUGCUGCUCGGGGAAGCAGCUGUUGGAAAGUCAUCUUUAGUCCUACGGUUUGUCAACAAUGACUUCCAGGAGAACAAGGAGCCGACGAUUGGUGCCGCAUUCUUGACACAGAAGAUCUCUUUGCCCAACCGAAUCAUCAAAUUCGAGAUCUGGGACACCGCUGGUCAAGAGCGUUUCGCCUCUCUAGCACCUAUGUACUACCGAAAUGCACAAGCUGCGCUUGUUGUCUACGACCUGACCAAGCCUACCUCUCUCACAAAAGCUAAACAUUGGGUGGCAGAGCUACAAAGGCAAGCUUCACCAGGCAUUGUGAUUGCUUUGGUCGGCAACAAACUCGACCUUUGCGCGGAAGCAUCAGGUGACUCUGAAGCUUCGCCAGAGGAUGGCGAAGACAACGAGUCCAACACGGAAGCCGAGCCUACUGACGAUGGAGACGCGCGCAAAAUCUCGACAAGAGAAGCUAAAUCAUAUGCCGAAGAAGAAAACUUGCUGUUCUUCGAGACGUCUGCAAAGACAGGCACAAACGUGGCUGAAGUGUUCUCAGCAAUCGCCAACGCUAUCCCAGAGACAUCACUAAAGGGUGCGAGGGGAGCCAAUAGCGGCGGCACCCAAGCUGCGUUGUCUGGUGCCGCCAACCGAGCAGAUGAAGCUAGAGUCAAUUUGGCGGAUCGGGCGAAGCAAAAGAGCAAUGACUGUGCUUGUUAAUUGGGAGGAGACAGUUACGGUCAUCGACAUAUCAGCAGCCAGUGUGCACCACAGGAGCUGGUUCACAUCGACUCCAGUCGGUGGUAUGAUUUGGUCCGGAAAUGGAACAGGCAGGCCAGCCUGACAGCAUGGAGGACGACGAGGAUGUGUGCAAGGGAUUCUGAUUAUGCGUCUCAAUACUUGAGUUGGAGUCUGUGUAUAGCGAACAUUGAAAAUCAACCGAUUCAGGUAUCUCAGGAAUGUCAUCCGAAGCAAGAAGCAAGAUCAAUCCUCACGAUUGUGCAGAGUCUGUGAUGCUCGACCAUGUUAAACUCCUACUUGACCCAUCAUUAUCCAUGCCUAAAUCUAUAUUAGUAUCAGCUAUUCU